Messenger RNA from Perkinsus marinus ATCC 50983, 831 nucleotides. RefSeq lists its product as hypothetical. The record is from RefSeq and is a predicted model, not a curated record. The transcript has a single exon. NCBI's taxonomy places the organism in Eukaryota, Perkinsozoa, Perkinsida, Perkinsidae. Gene Ontology annotation, molecular function: nucleic acid binding; zinc ion binding. Bases 1 to 831 code for a protein of 276 amino acids.
AUGCCGGAGAAGUAUGAUGGAACAGGGGACUUACGAUUAUGGUUUCGGCGUUACGAGAAUUGCGGCCAGGCAGUAGGAUGGUCAGAGGGGGCGAUGGCGGCCCACCUUGGUGGCUAUCUUGCUGGCCAAUUCUUUGAGUGUUGGGAGAAGAACGCUAAAUGUGGCCCCUAUCGACAAGGGAAGGCACUGUUACUCGACCUCUUCGACCGACGUGUGGCCGAUCAGUCUUUGGAGCGGUUCUAUGCAACAAAGUGGGACCGCAAGUCCAAAAUUGGCCUGUUUGUGACGAAGCUCUUUACGGCCAUCGAUGAGUACAACGCCACACUGCCCGAGACCGAACAAUUAUCUGACAAGACGAGAGGGCGUAUGGUAUUGGACCGCCUCGUAGCCAAUGUCUCCGGGGGAGCGAAGACGGCCGUGAGGAACAAGAAACCCUCUACGGUAGCAGAUAUGUGCAGGAUUGUAGAGGACCACACUCACUCCGAGGACACUCAAGAAAAGCCAAAACAACCUCCUCAAGCAGCUGUGGCCGCAGAAAUGAUCCUUCCGGAUACUAUGAGAGCAUUUACUGAGACUAUGCAGGCGGUCAUCCAAGAGAUCAAAGGGUUGAAGACGACCUUCCUGGGCGAUGCCCAAGGAAAGGGGAAGGGGGUGAAAAGACCACCGGUGAAGAAGUGUCCUAUUUGUCAAGGUGGCCAUUAUGUCUUCCACUGCCCGGAGAAGAAAUAUGAGAAAGGAUGCUUUCUCUGUGGCCAGAACGAGCACAGGGUACGUAGUUGUCCGCAGCUGAAGAAUAAGGUCUCGUCGGGAAACGAGGAGGGCGGCCGCUAA